Messenger RNA from Mollisia scopiformis, 987 nucleotides. RefSeq lists its product as uncharacterized. Lineage: Eukaryota; Fungi; Ascomycota; Leotiomycetes; Helotiales; Mollisiaceae. The record is from RefSeq and is a predicted model, not a curated record. The transcript is spliced from 5 exons. The coding region runs from base 1 to 987 and encodes 328 amino acids.
AUGGUGCACUCCGUGAGAAGGCUUCUACCAAUUCUCCUGGUGCCAUGGCUGGUGGACGCGAAGACCUUGACUGCGAAGAUCAAGACACCUAUCAACAAUACCCUGGAGUAUGGAGUAGCGACCGAGUGCAAGACGUGUCCGUACAGUCUCUGCACGAAUAAGGCGUAUUACGACUACGGGACGACGGUGACGCUGCUGUGUUGGACUGUGGGAACGCAAAUUGAUAAUGAUACAACGUGGCUUGAGACUUCGGAUGGAUGUUACGUCACGCAAGACGACCUGAUGGCAUACAAUGGAACUUACGAGACGGACUUGAGUUACUGUGGAGAGGACUCGGAAGAAGAGAAUCUCACAUUCGACACUACCGUUGUACAAUACGACAGCGAAUGUAACAUCUGCCCCGACAACCUCGACUGCGCCACCGUUAUGUAUUUAUCUCCAGAUACCGAAAUAAUAGUAACCUGUUGGACGGAUGCUGGAGCGGCAGUCAUUGGCGAUACCACAUGGCUCAAAACAACAGACAACUGCUACGUAAAUGAACAAGGCCUCCGUGACCCAGCAAACAAAGAUAUCCUCGACAACUGCGGCCCCAUAGGCUUCCUGCAGCUAAACGACACCGGUUCACGAAAACGCGAAUCUCUACCAGACCGUGAUCCAGCACCUGAUCUCUCCUCACCUCCAGGAACAGGGAUAGAUCUCGGCUCGCAAUACCUCGUCAACCUCACCGUUGGCGAAGACUACGCAUACUGCUACAACUGCCCCAACACGACAACCUGCGACGUGGUGACGAGAUAUAGGUUCAAGCAGGAAGUGUGGAUGCAGUGCUACUACACGGCGCCGGUAGAGGUUGCGAAUGAGACGUAUUGGUAUGAGACGACGGACUUUUGCUAUGUGCGGGAGGUGGACUUUUUUCAGAGUUUGUUUGAUCAAUAUAGAUUCCCGGAUUGUAGUUUGUUUGAUCAGGAUACGACGACGACGAGUAGGUAG